Molecule: messenger RNA, 1224 nt
Organism: Diplodia corticola
Lineage: Eukaryota; Fungi; Ascomycota; Dothideomycetes; Botryosphaeriales; Botryosphaeriaceae
Product: c6 finger domain
Exons: 2
Coding region: 1-1224 (407 amino acids)
Biological process (GO): regulation of transcription by RNA polymerase II
Molecular function (GO): DNA-binding transcription factor activity, RNA polymerase II-specific; zinc ion binding
Source: RefSeq, a predicted model, not a curated record
AUGACUGCCCCACGCAGAAGCGGCCGAGCUUCCGCCUCGUCCAGGAGAAGCCAUCGGAAGUCUCGCUUGGGCUGCGCUAACUGCAAGAGGCGGAGGAUCAAGUGCGACGAGAAGAAGCCGUCUUGUACCAAUUGUGUGCAGCACUCAAUCCGCUGCGAUUUCGCUCCGGCUUCUUCAUCCGUUGAUUCAAGCCCUGGCCAUGUUCUUGGCCCCGCCGCGCCUUCUCCCGCCGCGCCUUCUUCCGCCGUGCCUUCUCCACCAUCUCUCAAGUCGCCGCCUGCUCGAGCAGACGUUGGAUCGCCAGCCUCCGGCCUUGAACUCAUCGAACUUGAACUCUUGCAAAACUAUCUCACCAACACAUGCCUGAGCCUUGGUAGCUCUUACCUUUGGGUUUGGCAAAAAACAAUCCCUCAGCUGGGCUUCUCCCAUCACUACGUCUUGCAACUCCUGCUCGCCUUCUCGGCAUACGAUAUUGCCCGCCGCGAUCCUGCACGCUCAGACUUCCUCCGUGGCUUGGCUGACCAAUAUCAGCAUGCAGCGGUCCAGACAGUGACAGGCCUGCUUCCACACUUGAAUGCAGAAAAUUCCGAUCCACUUUAUGUCUCUUCGGUGUUGAUCUGUUCGCUAUCCUUUGCCAAAGGCCCAUCUCCUGGAGACUACCUCAUGAUCAGUGACCGGGGCGCCUCGGACUGGAUGGUCCUGAACCGCGGGACGCGCUCCAUCCUUCAAUUGCAAAAGAACGCUCUGUGGGCGGGGCGCCUUUCUUUCAUGUUGCGAGCAGCUGGUCGUGCACUUCGCGUUGCCUUCACCGAGGGCCCCAAUCCAGAAAUCAACGAGCACACCCGCGAAUUCCGUCGCUACCUCGUCGGCUUGGCUCUCACUGAACCGAACACAACCACCUACCUGGCCGCUUGGGACCGCCUUGUACGUACGCUGAAGGCGAUGCUCGACGAGUCGGACGAAGGAAAAGUACAGAAUGCCGUCACCUUCGUCUUCUCGUGGGUCUACUGCCUGGAAGAGAACUUCAUUCUCUGUCUCCAGCAGCAUCAACCGCUUGCCCUUGUCAUUCUCGCCUACUUUGUGGUCAUGUUGCACGUCUCGCGCCAUCAGUGGUUCAUCGAGCAUUGGCCGGAGCAUAUCAUGGCAGGUAUCGUCCACCACAUCCCCGACGACCAUAAACACUGGAUACGGUGGCCCGCAACACAGAUCGGGUGGAACGUCUGA